AUGGCGAAUGGAGGAAGAGGUGAUGCUGUCAUUACGAUUGAAGCAGAGAAAACAAAGUGGCUACUUCACCCAUUAGCCGGAAACGAGUCUUGUUGCAUUUUCAGAGUUCCCCGGUGCCUUGCAGAAAUACACCCCAAGACUUACCAGCCUCACAUAGUCUCCAUCGGCCCUUACCACUAUGGAAACCAAGACCUUCAGAUGAUGCAGGAGCACAAACAGAGGUAUCUUCGUGACCUGCUAGCUCGAACACAAUCGACCGGUCCGAAACUUGAUGACUAUCUGCAGGCUGUUGCGUCUAGGGAACAAGACAUAAGAGAUUGCUACUCGGAGAACAUCAAGUUCGGCAGCAGUGAUCUAGUUGCGAUAAUGGUGCUGGACGGUCUCUUCAUUAUCGAACUGUUCUGCAGAGAGUUUGGACUAGUGUCACUACCACAGAGUCAUGGUGACGAUCCGAUCUUUAACUUGGCAUGGGUGAAGCCUAAUCUCAUACGAGAUUUUCUCCGGUUGGAGAACCAAAUCCCUUUCUUUGUUCUUCGAAUCUUGUUUGAGAAAUUCAAAGCAUCAAGAUUAGAUAUAGAGCUGUCACUCUCCAAGCUCGCUUUGCAGUUCAUUAGUUACGCAGUAAGAAGACCAGAAGAAGUCUUGAACCAGCGUUUUAAAGCCAAACAUUUGCUUGAUUUAGUGGGGUUGAGCUUUGCACCUCAACCUCGUAAUCAUCCUUCUCAUCCAACUCAAGACAAGAAGCUGAAACACACUCCUUCCUUGCUCCUAUCAAUCCCACCUGCAAGAACACCUAUCAAAGGCAUCAAGUCGAACGCAUGGGAGGUGGUGAAAAAUUUGCUAGCAGGACUUAAACCGAAAGCAGUGAAGGCAUCAGAAGAAACACCUCUCGAAGGCGAGUCAGUCCAACUGAUCAAAUCAGCAAGAAAGCUAUAUAAGUCUGGAAUUAAGUUCAAGACAGUGGCGGCAACGAGCUUCUUGGACAUCAGAUUUCGCAACGGAGUACUCAAAAUUCCAAACAUAUUAAUAGAUGAUCUUCUUACUGAUUUAUUUCUAUACUUUGUUGCAUUUGAACAGUACCAUUACUGGCAUUGCUCAUCAAGGCACAUAACAAGCUAUGCAGCAUUCAUGAGUUUCUUAAUCCGGACGCCUGAGGAUGCGACAUUUCUGCGCGAUAAAGACAUUAUCGACAACUAUCUUGGAACCGAUGAGGAAGUUUGCAGUUUCUUUAGAAGCUUAGGUAAAGAUGUGACAUUCUAUACUGGUGAAAGCCAUCUAUACGAGUUGUUCAAAGACGUGAACAAGUAUCAGAGAAAUGUUUGGCAUGUGACAUGGGGAGAGUUCAAAUUCAAGUAG
Molecule: messenger RNA, 1356 nt
Organism: Fragaria vesca subsp. vesca
Lineage: Eukaryota; Viridiplantae; Streptophyta; Magnoliopsida; Rosales; Rosaceae
Product: UPF0481 protein At3g47200-like
Exons: 1
Coding region: 1-1356 (451 amino acids)
Source: RefSeq, a predicted model, not a curated record